CCUCCUAUUGCCCCGUUCCAUCGUUUUGGUCUUCUGGGAUUAGUCUUCUCCUCAGGCCGAAGAGAGACUGAGGCCAGCGAAUUUAACCAUUAUUUAUGAGCAGUUUUAAGGGGAGUGGUUUCAAAAAAAAAAAAGGGGAGUGGAUACGUGACAUGAUCUCAGGUCCGCUAAUUCAUCUACUUCUGAAAAAACUUUUGAGUCUACAACUUUGAUUUAGAGUGAUAAGUAACGGAUUAUUUUCCGAAAUUUCUAAAUGCGUUGGAUGUGCUACAUUUUCAGUCAUGGGGCAGACGGAAAUAUCCUGCCCCCAUCUUGCCUUCUCUAAUUGCACUUUUGACAUUGUGUUUUUUUCUUCUUCUGCUAAUUAUCUCUAAUAAUUAGUAUUUCUGUUUAACUUGUUUUUUGUAAUUGUUUAAUUAAAUUUAGCAAAUUAUUUGAUGAGUUCUUAACUAGGAAGCAAACAAAAUAUGGGACGGCUACAGAUAUGCAGUGAUUAGUCACUCAAUAAUCAUACAAAGAUUAUAAGACAAAGGAUAUGAAAACAUCAGUAAUUGGACAUGCUUCACUCUUUUUAAAACUUUUAACAGUGAAUGUCCUUAGGAUAUUCUUGGCCAACAUUGUUUUUUUGCUACAGAAAAACUGGAAUAUCUGUUUAUUCUAGCAUUUUUCUUCUUGGUUUCUCCAAUUAUUUUAAGUUAUCAUUUUAUUAAAUUUUCAUAUUCGCUUGCUAUAAAUUAAUUGUCCCAAGCUUAUUAGUUCCUCAGCCAAAAAGAUACCAACUUUCUUAUUUAUGGACUACGAGAAUUAUGACCCUUCUUUUCCUGACCAGCCAGUGGCAGACCUCUAUAUCCCAGUUUGGGCUAGCCUGCCUGCUUUUGGUUCCAAGCCAGCCUUCAUUUGGGUUGAAGAUGGCUCGCCUAGUGCCCGUUCAGUUCUUACAUAUUCUCAGCUAAAUGAGUCAGUUGAGUCAAUUUCUUCUCAUCUACUUGUACCACUUGUUAGAAGUGAUACUGUUGUCAUUUUAUGCCCUCCUGGUCUUCAACUUAUCGAACUCAUCUUCGGCUGUCAAAGAGCUGGCCUUUCGUGCAUACCAAUUUGUCCACCUAACCCUUCUUUUAAUGACCAAAGCUAUCACCACUUCGUACGAGUUCUCUCCCAGACGAAACCGAAAGCUGCAAUAGCUACUUGUGAUUACAUCGCGAGUGUUCAAAGAUACACUUUCUCAGUAUCUUCAACCUCCACUGAUGAUAAUAAGCUCGUUAAGUUGCUGCAACAGCUCAGAUGGAUUUCUACUAGCGAUCUCAAAGAAAAGAAUAAGUCCAGUUCUUCUUCGUAUAAUGGUUGCAGCACAAAUGAAGUCUACCUGAUUCAGUACACUUCAGGUGCUACUGGAAUUCCGAAACCUGUAAUUGUGACCGCUGGAUCAGCUGUGCAUAACGUAAGAGUCGCGAGAAAAGCUUAUGAUCUCCAUCCAAAUAGUGUUAUAGUCUCUUGGUUGCCUCAGUACCACGAUUGCGGCCUUCAGUUUUUGUUGCUUACUAUUAUCUCUGGAGCAACAUGUAUACUAACUUCACCUGCAGCAUUUUUAUCGCGGCCUAGGCUAUGGCUUGAGCUGAUUACAGAAUUCAAAGGUACCUGCACUCCUGUUCCUUCUUUCACAUUGCCGCUUGUUGUUAAGCGCGGUGGAGUAGGAAACGCUUUAACCCGUUUUUUAAAUCUGUGGAGUUUACGAAACUUAAUACUCAUUAACGAGCCAAUUUACAAGUCAUCAGUUGAAGAAUUCGUCAAUAUGUUCAAGCCUUUUGGAUUAAACCCUAGUUGCAUUUCUCCAUCUUAUGGGUUAGCAGAAAAUUGCACCUUUGUUUCAACAGCUUGGAGUAAAAACAAAAACAACAAUUUUGCUUAUUUUCCAUCCUAUAACAAGCUUUUACCUAUUGCAAAACUCAAUUCACAAAACGAUCAUCAAGAUGAUGAAGAAGAAGAGGACAUGGAGAUUCUAGUAGUAAAUGAAGACUCACACGAACCAGUUUCUGACGGAACAGAAGGUGAGAUUUGGGUUUCAUCUCCGAGCAAUUGUUCUGGUUAUCUCGGCCACCCGUCAUUAACCCGCGAAAUAUUCCAAGCAAGACUCAACAACAGCGUCCGCCGGUGCUUUGUCCGAACCGGUGAUCGAGGAAUCAUUAAAGGAGAAGAACGAUAUCUGUAUGUAACCGGACGAUGUUCAGAUGUUAUCAAACUCAAAAAUGGCGAAGAAAUACAUCCUCAUUACAUAGAAACUGCAGCUUAUAAAAGCUGUCCUAAGUUUCUUCGCGGAGGCUGUCUGGCUGCUUUGGAGAUUUCGAAUACAAUAACUAUUGUUGCAGAGAUGCAAAGAAGUGAAAAAGAUUCCGAAGCUUUGAAGAAAAUAUGUGAAAGAAUCAAGAAAGGUGUUAUGGAAGAAGAGAGGGUGGAAGUAGGGUUAGUUGUGCUUGUGAAGAGUGGUGAUCUUCCGAAAACAACUUCGGGCAAGAUUCAAAGAUGGGCGGCUAAAAAUAAGCUUAUUGGUGCGAAAAUGAGUGUAGUUAUGGAGGCAGUGUUUAAUAAUAAUACCGGUGAUAAUGUGAGGUUGUCGCCGUUUGCCGGAGAAAAUAAGAUUAAAGAGAAAGAAGGUAGAAGAAUAAUAGGAUUUGGUUCACUUUCCGAUACUGUAACUCGUCCAUCUCUGCAUUCUCAUUUGUGAGAGCAACUUUGUCUUCCUUGAUAACUACUUUUGUAUUAUCUAAUACUAUCCUUUGUAUGAUUUGCCA
Mercurialis annua (annual mercury) is the source of this 2786-nucleotide messenger RNA. RefSeq lists its product as uncharacterized. The coding region runs from base 791 to 2719 and encodes 642 amino acids. The transcript has a single exon. NCBI's taxonomy places the organism in Eukaryota, Viridiplantae, Streptophyta, Magnoliopsida, Malpighiales, Euphorbiaceae. The record is from RefSeq and is a predicted model, not a curated record.